Anopheles nili is the source of this 2430-nucleotide messenger RNA. RefSeq names its product probable cationic amino acid transporter. Gene Ontology annotation, cellular component: plasma membrane. The transcript has 11 exons. Gene Ontology annotation, molecular function: amino acid transmembrane transporter activity. The record is from RefSeq and is a predicted model, not a curated record. NCBI's taxonomy places the organism in Eukaryota, Metazoa, Arthropoda, Insecta, Diptera, Culicidae. Gene Ontology annotation, biological process: transmembrane transport; amino acid transport. The coding region runs from base 1 to 2430 and encodes 809 amino acids.
AUGAAACUGGCAUUGCUCUUGACGGUUCUCGAGUGUAUGAAGUUUUCCAUUCCCAUGCCCGGCGGUGGCAGCGGGCUAGCUCUCUUCUCGAAACUUAUCCGCACCAAAGAUCUACGUAAACUGCAGGAGGAAGACCCCAACAGUACAAAACCCAAGCUAACCAAAUGUCUCACCACACUCGACCUUACCUCGCUGGGAGUGGGCUCCUGUUGCGGCACCGGCAUGUAUCUGGUGGCAGGGAUGGUUGCGCGAAACAUCGCUGGUCCUGGAGUAGUGCUUAGUUUUUUCAUAGCGGCCGUAGCUAGUAUAUUUUCCGGCGCAUGCUAUGCCGAGUUCGGAGUUCGAGUGCCACACACGUCUGGAUCCGCGUACAUGUACUCGUACGUUUCGGUGGGAGAGUUCGUAGCAUUUGUUAUAGGUUGGAACAUGAUAUUAGAAUAUUUAAUUGGUACGAGCGCGUGUGCCUGUGCCCUCAGUGCAAGCUUCGAUUCGCUAUCAGGCGGUUCUAUCGGUAGGAGCAUAGCGGCCUCUGUGGGGACCAUAUUCGGGCGGCCACCGGAUUUCAUCGCAUUUGGCAUUACACUCGUAAUGACAUGUAUACUGGCCCUAGGGGCCAGCAAAUCGGUGCUCUUCAAUAACGUCCUCAACACCGUGAAUCUCGCAUCGUGGGUAUUUAUACUAACCGCAGGCUUGUUUUACGUCGAUACCAACACCUGGACCGAGCACGAAGGUUUUCUGCCAUUUGGCUGGAGUGGGGUGUUUACCGGAGCUGCCACUUGCUUCUACGCAUUUAUCGGAUUUGACAUUAUAGCAACCACCGGUGAGGAAGCGCACAAUCCACAGAAAAGCAUUCCGAAAGCAAUCGUCGGCUCACUAGUGAUCGUCCUCAUAGUGUACGUUAGCAGCAGUUUUAUUCUUACACUCGUUGUUCCUUACGAUCACAUCGACACUGGUUCGGCGCUAGUUCAAAUGUGGACCUAUGUUGGAGCACCUAAAUGUCGAGCGUUGGUUGCAAUCGGUGCCACGGCCGGGCUUAGCGUGGCUAUGUUCGGAUCGAUGUUUCCGAUGCCGCGUGUCAUUUACGCCAUGGCCCAGGACGGUUUAGUCUUCCGGCAGCUCGCUCAGCUUUGGGCAAAAACGGGUGUUCCUGGAAUCGCAACGCUUGGCAGUGGCAUUGCGGCGUCCAUAGUAGCUCUCACUGUGCAGCUCGAGGUCCUUGUUGAGAUGAUGUCCAUCGGAACGCUGCUGGCGUAUACGCUUGUAUCGACCUGCGUUCUGAUUCUACGCUACCAGCCGCACAGUACGUCCCUGGUGGAUCUUUUACCCGCACAGCUACGUACUCCACAGCCACCCAGCACGCCAGAUCCCACCACACAGCAACGUGUCAAGGCUAACGUUAUGGUGAAAAAAGUCAUCCGAGGAUCUCCCGAUUCUGACGACAGCUUCGGCGAAGAUAGCCCCGAAGGGUAUAUGGGCCGCGACGAUCAAUUCUUGGUGUCAGAUCGCUCGGAGAAUAAAUUUUACGGUGCUGUGCACGGUGCUUCACAAGCGACCUCCAACUCUUUCUCUUGCUGGGGGUGUGAUUUCAUUGGACGUAAAGUUCAACAGUACUCCUAUCUUUGUCCUGGAUUUUUCCCAUGGGUACGACCAGGACCAGCUACUCACGAAACCGGGAUGUUCGUGACAAAGCUGGUGGGGCUGAUGUACGUCUGCAUAUUUCUACUUGAUCUCUUUAUGGCCAUCGGGCUGACAGGAUCGUUCUACUCGUUAAUGUACACAGUGUUGGUACUUGGAAUUAUCGCAAUUCUGAUUACCAUUUCCCGGCAACCUCAAAAUAGAUACGCAAUUUCAUUUCUGACUCCAGGACUUCCAUUUAUACCUACGAUUGCGAUCACGGUGAACAUAUAUCUUAUAUUCAAACUCAGUAUUCUGACUUUGGUGCGGUUCACCGUCUGGAUGACUCUGGGGUUAAUUAUGUACUUCUACUACGGCAUCACACACAGCUCGUUGGAAAAUCCCAGCGAAGAGUUCGAGCUAACGAUCGAAAACAAUGGCUCGUCUGCUCCGAACCAGAAACUCAAUGUUCCUUCAGCCACCGCAAAGCCCAGCAGCCGGCGUCAAAAUGAACCAACUGCUGUCUGGGAUCGGCAUGGCUACGAAAACCGCAUGGCCACGAAUGAUGACGGAGAGUAUCAGUGGAGUACAUCAAACCCGCAGAAUAACACCACCAAUUCCUACAGUUGGAAUCCCAAUGAUGCGUGGGGCGAUCGGACGAUCUACGAUCCUCCUCCUCAGUCUACCAACAUUUUCCAACCUCCUCCUUCGGUUCCAACACCAGCGGCUACAAACAGUGCUACGUCUGAGGUGAAAAAGGACGGGUUUGGAAUGUUUUACAAUGAAUCAGCUUCCUAUCCGACAUGGGACGACUAA